Trifolium pratense (red clover) is the source of this 432-nucleotide messenger RNA. Its product is annotated as S-protein homolog 2-like. Lineage: Eukaryota; Viridiplantae; Streptophyta; Magnoliopsida; Fabales; Fabaceae. Bases 1 to 432 code for a protein of 143 amino acids. The transcript has a single exon. The record is from RefSeq and is a predicted model, not a curated record.
AUGUCUUCAUUGUUUCAAAGAGUCGUCUUGUUGUGUGUGUUAACUUUGCUAUCAGUGCACAAUAUUCACGGGGUUCAUGAUAACUCUAUAGAUCUUUUUAGAACUCAUGUGAAUGUUGUUAACACUUUAGAAGAUAAUUUGGACUUAACUCUUCAUUGUAAAUCUAAAGAUGAUGAUCUCGGAGAACAUCUUCUACAUCAAAACGAUAGCUUUAGUUGGAGUUUUCGCCCUAAAUGGCCCAUUGGCACAACACUGUUCUUUUGUUCCUUUGCAUGGACUGGUGAAUUUCAUUAUUUUGAUAUAUUCAUAGAUGGUGAUAGCGGUAGAACUGAUUCUGAUGAUUGCAAUUGGAAUGUUCACAAAUCAGGACCAUGCAGAAUUCCAGAUCAUGGGGAACCUAUUUGCUUUCCAUGGAAUAAGGGUAUCAAAUAA